AUGGCUGCCACAAAAUUACUCAGUUCUUGUUUUUUUAUACUACCAAUCACUACAUUGAAAAUGUUUUUCACAUCUGUUGUCUUCAUUCUUCACUUGCUUUUCUUGGCAAAUGGGACUCCCAUUCUUGCAAAAAGAUCCGACCGGUAUAUACAAGCAUCUGUCCAAUACAUCGACCAAUCUGAUCUUAUGAUGGAACUUAGCGUUGGGACUCCUGGCUCAGAAAUCUUGGUGGUUCUUGAUACUGCUUCUUCUGAUUUGUAUGUUUCUUUGCCUAAUGUCACCACUGGCUAUUAUUCUGUCGACUUCAUUGGCUCCUUCACUCCAAGCGACUCUUCUACUUUCAAAUAUUUGAACAUCACUUAUGACAUGCAAUACCUUAGUGGUGAUGUCUGGGGCUAUAUGGGAACGGAUGAUGUUAGCUUAUCUGGUGAGAUUCUUAGAAACUAUCAAUUCGCCUAUGUAUAUUCCCUGGGUAAUGGCAUCACCGCUUUACUUGGGCUUGGUCCAAUUGGUUCAGAAAACGUUUACAUCAAUAGAUAUCCAAACUUUGUUACUCUGUUGGUAAAUCAGGGACUCAUUGACAGAGGAAUAUUUGGCUUAUAUGCUGGGACUCAAUCCUCGAUCGAUGGUGGUAGUAUUGUGUUCGGGGGAGUUGAUGUUGCGAAAUAUUCAGGUAAUUUGGUUCAAUUGAACUGCGUUCCUCAGUUGUCGACUACCAAAAAAAUUGUUAAUUAUUGGGUUGAUUUUGAAGGAUUUUCCAUCAAUGGUGAUAACGGUAUGACCUCUUUGCUUCAAAAUGGUACUGCAUAUACCGCAAUUUUUGAUUCUGGUACAUCAGUGCUCGCUCUUCCGGAUGCAAUUUACCAAUACAUUGUUUAUGAUUAUUUCAACGUCUCCGACCCUGAUGAUACGGUUUCUUGUGAUAACAAUGAUACUCUCAAUUUCCAAUUUGAUGGAUUUGACAUCACAGUGCCAAUGAGUGAUAAUUUGUUUUCCGUUGGUGCUGGCGAAUGUAUAAUUGCCAUGCAAUCCCUGGGAAAUGAUGUAAAUUUUUAUCUCGGAAUCACCACCUUGCAAAGAAUCUACACAGUGUUUGACCCUAUAAACAUAAAGCUUUAUGUCGCACCAAUCAUCCAAACUAAUGACUCUUCGGUGUUCUCCGUUCAAAAUGAUACUGAUCUUACUACAUUGAAAGACAGCACUGCUAGCUCCUUCCUCACUAGUGAACCAAAACCAACGACAGUUACAGCUCAAUUUUUAACCUCAACAUAUGCGUCAUUAUAUGUUAGUCCUGGGUUAAGUUUAUCAACUAGUUCUUACUCUGGUUCCAUCUUUCACCCAACCUCUACUGUUACCACUUCAAAUGAUUUACCUUCUUACUUGACCACUCACUCUGAGUCUGGUGCCUCUCCACCGGUAUUCAGUACCUCUGUUCCGUCAGUCUCCUCUUUCAAUUCUCAUGGAAUAUCCUCUAUUGUGUCUCUGUGGACUACAAUGUCUACACAUGUCAACAAUGGCGGAAACCCUUAUAGUGAACCUCAAGGGGAUGCAAACGGUAAUAAUAACCCCAUUUACUAUUGUGGCAGACCCGGCUACUGA
Saccharomycopsis crataegensis is the source of this 1599-nucleotide messenger RNA. RefSeq lists its product as uncharacterized. The transcript has a single exon. Gene Ontology annotation, biological process: proteolysis. Bases 1 to 1599 code for a protein of 532 amino acids. Gene Ontology annotation, molecular function: aspartic-type endopeptidase activity. The record is from RefSeq and is a predicted model, not a curated record. NCBI's taxonomy places the organism in Eukaryota, Fungi, Ascomycota, Saccharomycetes, Ascoideales, Saccharomycopsidaceae.